Molecule: messenger RNA, 2158 nt
Organism: Colias croceus (clouded yellow)
Lineage: Eukaryota; Metazoa; Arthropoda; Insecta; Lepidoptera; Pieridae
Product: lysosome membrane protein 2-like
Exons: 11
Coding region: 289-1818 (509 amino acids)
Cellular component (GO): membrane; cytoplasm
Molecular function (GO): scavenger receptor activity
Source: RefSeq, a predicted model, not a curated record
GAAACUCAGGGUUAACAAAAGGUUUAGUUAUAUUGCGUGGCAUGGCCAAGUGCGUCAAUAAUUUAAAUAUAUGUAAUUAAUAUCGAUUAUAUUAUUUUAAUUAUAGUGUUGUGUUAACAAGGAUAGGCGAAUUCAGUGGAUAAACUAGUCAAAAGUUUAUUAUUACAAACUAGUUUUAAAUCAAGUUCAUUCAAAGUUUUUAAUCGCGAAAGGGUGAACGUGUUUAGAUUGACGUCAAUUUAUUUGUUUGUGUCAACGAGAAACUUUGCAUAGUACAUUCGCUCCAAGAUGAAACAUAAUGACGAAAAAUGUAAAAAAUGUACAACACAGAGUUAUUGUAAGCUAUCUAUCUGCACAACAGUCGGCUUCGCAUUUUUGGGCCUAUCCGUUUUGAUCUGUUUCAUCAACCCUGCGCACAUAAUGUCUACAUACGUACUACGUCUAACAGAGGGUUCUUACCUCUACGAAAUUUUACACGAAGAGAUACCUUGUGUAUAUCUGCAUAUUUAUAUAUUCAAUAUAACUAAUGGAGACGCUUUCUUAUCGGGAAAGGAUAACAAGCUAAGAGUGCAAGAAGUUGGACCGUUUACAUAUCAAGAAUUUCGCAAGAAUGAAGAUAUGGAGCUGGAUAAAGAAAACGGCGUUUUGAGAUAUUCCCCAAAAUUCAGAACUGAGUUUAUAAGAGAAAUGUCCAUAGCGGAUCCCAAAGACGUUGUAUUGCAGUUGCCUAAUAUUCCUAUGUUGACACUGGCAACACGGCUAUCUACAAAUCCUUUCACCCAGUACGGCUACAACCUGCUCAUCACCCAAAUGAACAGCAAGGCCAUCAUGACCCUGGAUGUUCAAAGCUACCUCUGGGGUUGGGACGAUCCUAUCAUCAAAAUGUUCAACUCCUUCAUCCCUGGUAUGAUCAACUUCACCAAACUGGGCUUGUUGGACAGGCUGUACGAAAAUGAACGAUCCAGAAUUGAAUUAUCGACAGAGGAGCAAGACAAAUUUAAAAUCAGGAAAUAUAAUGGAGAGGCGGGUCUCAGUAUGCAUGGUUACGGCACAGAAAAACAAAGUCGCUGCAACACCUUCGAGGACGUGUACGAAGGUAUCGGCUACCCCACCGACCUGACGAAGGAGAAACCUCUGCGAAUCUUCCGCUACGCCUUCUGCAGGAUCAUGGACCUGCAGUACCAGAGCAGCAGGACCAUGGAGAACGGUGCUGAGGGCUUCGUGUACAAGUUCAGUAAUGAGACUUUCAGUGCGAACGAGGAUAAUCAAUGUGUGUGCACUAUGCCCAAGUGUAUUGAAGGAUUGUCCAAUCUUGCACCGUGUUUUUAUGAUGCUAGCACGGGCUUGUCUAUGGGACAUUACCUGCACGCUGACCCCAAACUGUACGAGCGGGUUGAAGGAAUCAAGCCUAAUGAAGAGGAACAUGACAGCGAGUUUGUUAUUGAUUCGAAACUCGGUAUAGUAUUAUCAACUCACUUUUCUCUGCAAGGCAACUUGAUCAUCACCGAUGUCCGCUAUAACUCUGCCACCAGACCGUUCUCUAACAUGAUAGUGCCUACUAUACGUUUUCAUAUUGUACAACCAGAUCUAAUACCAUACGUUAAUAAAAUUAUCUGGUUCGAGUAUAUUCUCGGACCCUACUUGCGCACCGUACCAGCAACUGUGUUCUUCAGCCUUGGUUUCUCUAUAGUUAUACUAGUAGUAAGGUCCUGUUUAAGUCUACGUUCCAAACGAGGUCUGGUCUAUAAAUUAAGCACAACUGUACCACUUAUUGAAGACAAAUCUGACGAUUUAUCAAAGAGUGAUCAAUGUCGGUAGCGUUUAAUAACUAUUGUUAUAUUGUAGAUAAAUUUUAGGUGCCUAUUGCAAUUAUUUAUAAAAGAAUAUCUUUAUUAAAUACUAUAAAUAAAAUAUCUAUAUUUUAUACAGGCCUAUAUGUUGUAUGUAUGUAAUGUGUACUAUAUAAUACAUAUAUGUAAUAGUAAUAUAGGGUUAGGGGAUUUACUCGUGGAAUUUGCUCCGUUGCAGGCGUGAUAACAGAUGAAUAAAAAGAUUUUCGCAUUUAUAAUAUAAGUAGAUACUUAGUUUGUUAAUUUUGUGUCUAGUAAAUAAUGAAAUGUAAUACAAUUCAUGAAGAUGUGAUAUUAUUUUAAUUAAG